AUGGUAUUAAAAGAGCUUCGUGAAAUUUAUUUUUUUGCCAAGUCGACAAACACAUCUAUAGUUUUUAACAAUCUCAAACCCGGGUAUUCCCUGGAAUAUCAUUACCCCAUAUAUAUUAGGAACGAAUUAAGGGAUCUAUUUGAUUCUGAAUUGGGGAUUUCUCCAAGUAGACAAACAUAUUACUUUUUGACAAUUUCAGACUCCUAUAUCCCCGUAGAAUAUCAUUAUAAUAUAUCUAAAAUUUCCGGAGGUUCCCGAAGAAUAGAUAUUCCUAUAAAGUUAACCUUGAAUUUAAUAAUUCCUUUUGGUCGUUGA
Debaryomyces tyrocola is the source of this 315-nucleotide messenger RNA. NCBI's taxonomy places the organism in Eukaryota, Fungi, Ascomycota, Pichiomycetes, Serinales, Debaryomycetaceae. The record is from the annotation of a GenBank genome assembly.